CUUUGGGAGAUGAGCUAGGCCAUAAGCCCUUCUAGCUGCUAAAGCUCCUUUUCAAGCUAUUCUCUCCCCAACUGUUCAUUCACAUAAAUCUCUCUCUCCCUCUCCCUCUCUUUCUCUCCAAACCCAACACUGCAAUUAAAAUUUACAGCAGUUUUCAAUCUAUAUUACUCGGUUCUAGCUGAAUUAGCCAGUCUGGGUUUCUUCAUUUAUUCCUUAAAAGUUGAGAUUACCAAAUAUUUGGAAUAAUAUUGAUAGAUCAGCUAGCCAUGGCGGAAGUGAGAGCUGCACGUUCACCAGAAUCAGCAGGGAUCAACAGCAGAUCGAACAAGCACAACCUCCCCAACUUCCUCCUCUCCGUCAGACUGAAGUACGUGAAGCUGGGCUACCACUACUUAAUCUCCCACGCCAUGUACCUCUUGCUCACGCCGCUCCUCGCCGCCGUCACAGCUCACCUCUCCACCCUCACCCUCGACGACUUCCUCCACCUCUGGAACCACCUCAAAUUCAACCUGGUCACCGUCGUACUCGGCUCCACCCUCAUCGUCUUCCUCGCCACCCUCUACUUCAUGAGCCGCCCCCGCCAGGUCUACCUCUUGGACUUCGCCUGCUACAAGCCCGACCCCGCCCGGAUAUGCAGCCGCGAAGUGUUCCUAAAGCGGUCGGCGCUGACGGGGACGUUCUCGGCGGAGAACUUGGCGUUCCAGAAGAAGCUGAUGACGCGGUCGGGGCUGGGGCAGAAGACGUACUUGCCGGAGGCGGUGAUGCGGGUGCCGCCGAACCCGUGCAUGGCGGAGGCGAGGAAGGAGGCGGAGACGGUGAUGUUCGGGGCCAUCGACGAGCUGCUGGCGAAGACGGGGGUGAAGGCCAAGGAUAUUGGGAUACUGGUAGUAAACUGCAGCUUGUUCAAUCCGACGCCGUCGCUUUCGGCGAUGGUGGUCAACCAUUACAAGCUGAGGGGGAACAUUCUGAGUUAUAAUCUGGGCGGGAUGGGGUGCAGCGCCGGGCUAAUUUCCAUUGACCUUGCCAAGCAGCUUUUGCAGGUGCACCCCAACUCGUACGCCCUGGUAGUCAGCAUGGAGAACAUCACCCUGAACUGGUACUUCGGCAACAACCGCUCCAUGCUCCUCCCGAACUGCCUCUUCCGCAUGGGCGGCGCUGCCAUCCUCCUCUCCAACCGCCCCUCCGACCGCCGCCGCUCCAAGUACCGGCUCAUCCACACCGUCCGCACCCACAAGGGCUCCGACGACAAGUGCUACCGCUGCGUCUUCCAGCACGAGGACGACGACCGCAACGUCGGUGUCGCCCUCUCCAAAGAUCUCAUGGCUGUCGCUGGCGAGACCCUCAAGACCAACAUCACCACCCUCGGCCCCCUCGUCCUCCCUAUCUCCGAGCAACUCCUCUUCUUCGCCACCCUCGUCGCCCGCAAAAUCCUCAAGAUCAAAAUCAAACCCUACAUUCCCGACUUCAAGCUAGCCUUCGAACAUUUCUGCAUCCACGCCGGCGGCCGCGCGGUUCUCGACGAGGUGGAGAAGAACCUCGACCUCUCCGACCGGCACAUGGAACCUUCUAGAAUGACGCUGUACAGGUUCGGCAACACUUCCAGCAGCUCUCUGUGGUACGAGCUGGCUUACUCGGAGGCCAAGGGGAGGAUCCGAAAGGGUGAUCGGACGUGGCAGAUCGCUUUCGGAUCCGGGUUCAAGUGUAACAGCGCCGUGUGGCGGGCGCUCCGGACCGUCGAUCCGUCCAAGGAGAAGAACCCCUGGACGGACGAGAUUGAUGGGUUUCCUGUUCAUGUGCCUGAAGAGGCAACUCUGGAUGGAACUUCUUAAAAGGUGGUGCCAGUGUUUGGUGUCUAUAAUUAAUUGUAAAACUUCAAUGGGCGGCUGCAGCAGACAACCCGGUCAUAUUAUCAUUAAUUGUUCCUCGGGUUUGUUUAUUGUUAUAAAUAAUAUGCUAAUAAUUAUUAUUAUUAUUUUUAUUUUUUUUUUGCUUUUGUUUUUUAAAGGUUCAAUUCUAAAUUCUGUAUGUUAAUUGAGAAGGGCAAUGGUCAAUUGUGAUUUAUUAAUACACGAAUUAAAGCAUUGUUAUGGAUUGGACA
Molecule: messenger RNA, 2098 nt
Organism: Malania oleifera
Lineage: Eukaryota; Viridiplantae; Streptophyta; Magnoliopsida; Santalales; Ximeniaceae
Product: 3-ketoacyl-CoA synthase 11-like
Exons: 2
Coding region: 267-1829 (520 amino acids)
Biological process (GO): fatty acid biosynthetic process
Cellular component (GO): membrane
Molecular function (GO): acyltransferase activity, transferring groups other than amino-acyl groups
Source: RefSeq, a predicted model, not a curated record